AUGACUCAAGAUUCAGGAAAGAAGAUCGCUGCCGAUCCCAAACCUAUCAAGAACUCACAUGGAGUCAAAUUUCUUGGUUUGAAGACUGCAUCUUCUACUCCCUCUAGGGUUACUCGUUCUUCUGCAAAAAUUGUCUCUCCAGAAUCGUCUGGACCAGCCAAGAGGACAAGGAGUAUGAGGAUCAAGCAUGUUGUCAAGCGAGGCACAAGGAAAGCUUCAAGUGUUCAGGACAUCUCAGAAGAUUCCAUUCCUGAUCCACCGGUUGAUGAUAAUCAAGAAAGCGAUGUCGUCGAUGCUGAAGCAGAUCAAGUUAUCCACAAUGUCUUAGAGACUCUUGCAGAUGUUGCCACUGCACAGGAUGUCAUGCCAAAUGUUGAAUCACAGGAUGAUCGCGAUUCUGAACCGAACUCUGAGGCAAAGCCUAGUGAUCCUGAUGCUGAGAAGGAAGAUGAUACUGAUGGUUCUACUCAAGAAUCUUCAAAAGAAGACUCUGAUGAUCAAGAAGUGCACAAGAAAUUCACUGUCUCUGCUAGUAAGAAGGCCACAGUUUCUACAAGCAAGAAUGUUGCAGGUUUGAAAGGAAAGAAGAAAAAGGUCUCAGUUCCUGAGAAGAAGACAAAGAAGGACAAGAAAGAUGAGAAGAUUGCUGCAUCCACUAGAAGGAAGAGGAAACAUGUUGCUGAAACUGACUCUGAGCUAGAUGUUCCUGACAUCACCACUACGGCCAAGAAAAGAAUCAAGGGGAAGAGAAUUCCUUUGAAUGUUCCUGAGGCACCAAUUGACAAUGUAUCCUUCCACUUUGCCAGUUCUGCUCAAAGUUGGAAGUUUGUUGUUCAAAGAAGGUUAGCCAUAAAAAGGGAACUUCAUGCAGAUGCCUUGGAACUCAAAGAGAUCAUGGAACUGUUGGUUGAUGCAGGUUUGAUGAAGACGGUCAAGGACAUUGGCAGAUGUUUCUCUCAAUUGGUUAGGGAAUUCAUUGUGAAUAUCCCUACUGAAGAUGAAAUUCUGGCAAGUGUAGCCCCGAGUUCAGGAAGAAGUCCGGUUGCUGGAACUGAUGAAGAACCUGAUUUAAAUAGGGUUGCUAAGACCCUUACUGGCAAGAUAGUCAAGAAGUGGUCAAAGAAAGGAUUGCUUCCCUCUGGGAAGUUAACUACCAAGUAUGCUAAUCUUUUCAAGAUUGGGUGUGCAAAUUGGAUGGCCACCAAUCACCUAUCUGGUGUAACUCCUCCCCUUGCAAGAAUUCUCUAUCUGAUUGGCAUUGGUGGUGAGUUUGAUUUUGGCAAACUGGUUUUUGAUCAGACUCUGAAGCAUGCAGGCUCUUAUGCUGUGAGACUGCCAAUUAUAUUUCCAUGCCUAUUGUCUGAACUAAUUGUCAAACAAUAUCCUGAUGUUGUGAGGGCUGAUGAACCACAAGGUAAGAGACCUAUGCCUUUCAAGUUUGAUUAUCGCUUGUUUGCUGGGACACGUGUUCCAAACAGUGUGCUAUCUGCAGCAAAGGGUUCUGCCAGUACCAGUGGUACUCAGGCAGCUGGUGCAAGCAAAGAUGAUAUUUUGGCUGAAUUGAGGGUUGUCUCCAAAUCCUUGGAUGCCACUAUUCAGGCUUGCUAG
This is a messenger RNA of Lotus japonicus, 1608 nucleotides long. RefSeq lists its product as uncharacterized. The record is from RefSeq and is a predicted model, not a curated record. The transcript is spliced from 4 exons. Bases 1 to 1608 code for a protein of 535 amino acids. NCBI's taxonomy places the organism in Eukaryota, Viridiplantae, Streptophyta, Magnoliopsida, Fabales, Fabaceae.